UUUGUGUUGCUUGGGGAGUAAAGACAACCAACAUAUAUGACAUGCCACCUUUCUUAAAUCCAAACAUUAUUAAAGUACGAAAUGACAAGCAUAUAAGUAGAGGAACUGAUUUUAACUACUUACCUAAUCUAAUAUGGAAAAUUCGUUGUGAUCUCAAAUGUCACGAUGGCGCUUCAAACUAACAGGAAAAUUCAGCAUCUGGCAACUCUUAAUAACCAAUUUCGCCUUCUAAUCGACGACAACCAUGUAGUAUACGUAACCGUUGAACCAGGUAUCUUACCAAGGGGUGAUUGGUCAUUCAUAGAUUUUCUCUCAUUUCCCCCUGGUGACUGGAAUCGGGGUCACAUUUCAAAGAACCGACGCACAGGGAGUUUAGGUUUCUCAUCCAUCUCAUAUGAUAGUGUUCCAGGAGUCGAGAAUAUAUGGCACCAUACAUAUAUCGAUCAUUUAGAAUUUGAGCGGAUUGGUUCUCUGGGUCGGAACGUCUGCAUAGUCACGCAUCCCUUCUUCCACUAUCCGGUAAUCAUCAAAUUUGCUUCGUUUCCCUGUGAAAUAGACUACAUCGAGACUGAAACAACGAUGUACCAUCGACUUCAUGGCACUGGAAUUAGCCCUGGAUUCCUAGGCCACGUAACGGAAAAUAAUAGGGGGGUUAUCGGGUUUGUCUUACAGAUUAUCACGGACAGCAGGCCAGCAGAACCUCGAGAUCUAACCAUCUGCCAAGAUGUCUUAGCAAGAUUACAUACUCAAGGCAUAAUGCAUGGAAACAUUCACAAGGAUAGUUUCCUCGUCCAAGAGGGGAAGGCAUUUCUGAUCGACUUCGGGAUAUCAUAUUUGUGCGAUGAAGGGAAGGAACAUGAAAUUGAAUGUGAACAUCUUGAACAGCUGCUGGCGGGUGCAUAAGGAAUAACUAGAGGAUGAGCACAUAUAAACCAACCAGAAUGGGUUGACAUUAGAUACAGGAUAAAACUAAUCUGAUCAAAAUUUGAAGCUGCUCCUCUUAGAGAUGCUAUGGUUGAAGUAAAUUGUUGUUUAUUGGGCACUUUUUAAGAUUUCGAUGGAGAAACA
Daldinia decipiens is the source of this 1068-nucleotide messenger RNA. RefSeq lists its product as uncharacterized. The transcript has a single exon. The record is from RefSeq and is a predicted model, not a curated record. Lineage: Eukaryota; Fungi; Ascomycota; Sordariomycetes; Xylariales; Hypoxylaceae. Bases 166 to 903 code for a protein of 245 amino acids.